AUGGCCGGAGUACAAGCAAUGGUGCGGAUAAUGCUGGAUCAACAGAUGGAAGAAACAAGGCGUUUACUUCAACAAAGUAAGGACAAACUUACUAUGUCAGUACGUCAGACACCCACUCUUGAGGCGACCAUCUGGGUUGCUAAGUCUGUUGAUAAAGUGAUCAAUGGUAGUAUCACCAGCAAGGUUGAGGUUGGCAAAAAGAGGAAAUUUGAGGGUUCUUCAAGGUCUGACAAGAACAACAUGUCCUCGAAGUCUGGAGGAGUAGGUAAAGCAAAAUGGUGUGACAAGUAUGGAAGGAAAAACAAUGGUAGAUGCCCUAAGGAAGUAACCUGCUUCAAAUGCGGGAAGACUGGUCACUAUGCCCACGAAUGCCCAACCGAGGAGGAGGUUUGCUUUAAGUGUAGAAAAGAGGGACACUUCAAGCAAGAAUGUCCAAUGAGAGCUACAAGGCCAAGAUUUCACAUGCCCAAAGACCCCUAUUUCCCUAACCAGGGAAAUGAUAAGUGGAUCGAAGAGGGCCCUAAGGAGGAUCCUAAGGAACUAAUGGAAGAAGAACCCAAAGAGGAUCCAGAGGAGGAGAAAGAAGAAGACGAGGAAGAGAAAGAUGAGGACUCGCAUGCAGAGUCCGAAAAGUAUGCCACCAAGGAAGUCAAACAUGCCCAAGAACAUCACACCAACAGCCCCACCACCACCACCACCUUCACAAUGGGAUUAUGCGGUGUUCCAGGAAGCCGUAACAUCCGCUGUGGCCCAAAUCAACAGCAACAGCAACGAAGGUGGAUACGAGACUGA
Molecule: messenger RNA, 792 nt
Organism: Lactuca sativa (garden lettuce)
Lineage: Eukaryota; Viridiplantae; Streptophyta; Magnoliopsida; Asterales; Asteraceae
Source: RefSeq, a predicted model, not a curated record